UUGUGGACUCAGAGCAGAUCGUGUGGGUCAAUAUCAAGGGGUUUUUUUGCCAAAGUGAGACUGUGAUAAGCCCCUGGCAGACUCUAUCGAAUGUCGACGAUAUUGUGUGACUCUUCGGCUGAGCAUCAGACCACAUUUCAGUGCUUCCAGUUGAUCAUCAAAUCGCGACGCGAAUUGCGUGAGUGUCUCAAAAAAAAUAGUACAAAAUAACCUGCUUUGGAAGCGAUGUAAAUGGCGUAAAAGUAGAACAGCGCGAUGGCCUUCUUGAGGACGUUCUUCCGGCAGAAGCCGUUUGUGGCCAACUCACUCAUCUACGGCUCACUGUACGUCGGCGCUGAGUUCUCUCAGCAAUGGAUCACGCGGAAGGUGUUCACGAAGCCUCCGGAGCCUCUGGACAUGGCGGCGCUGGGCAGAUACACCGUCAUGGGCACCGCCAUCUACUCCCCAAUCCUGUAUGCGUGGUACAAGUGGCUGGACAGGAAGUACGUCGGCACCACACUGAAGAUUCUCGUGCCGAAGCUCGCGCUGGACCAAUUUCUGCUCACGCCGUGCCUGCUGGUCAUCUUCUUCACCGCCAUGUCGACGAUGGAGGGCGCCGAGGACAAGCUGCAGGAGUGCCGCGAGAAGAUUCUGCCCACCUUCGUGCGCUCCUGCCUCUUCUGGCUGCCCGUGCAGUCGCUCAACUUCGUCUUCAUCCCACCGGCCUUCCGGGUCACCUUCAUGGGCGUCGCCGCCUUCGCCUGGGUCAACAUCCUGUGCUGGAUAAAGCGUCAGCAACCAAAGACACAAGCCUAAGUGCCUUCUUCCCAACUCUAUGCCGUCAAGCGUCCUGAAUUGAGGACUUCAGGAGACACAGAAGAGCUUUGAAAAUGCCAAAAAUGCACCGUUGUUAACAAUUUUGAGCACUUUUACAAAUUGCUUAGGAAUUUAAAAUUAUAUUUGUGAGCCAAUAAAGACACAUUCAAUGAUGUUACUUUAAUGAAAUCAAUAUUUUAACACUAGACUAGAGAAAAUGAGUCAAUUUGUGCCUAAAAAACUCUAAGAGUUUCACUCAAAAUCCAUUAAUCACCUUAAGAAAUCUUAUUUUUAUGUAUAUUUUCCCCUAAAGGAAGAAACAAAUUUAUGAAUUGACGAAGAAGUCUAGUGUUAAGACAUUUAUAUAACGAAUAUUAUUACGUCUAAGAGGGCAGAAUGUAUG
Messenger RNA from Phlebotomus argentipes, 1198 nucleotides. Its product is annotated as mpv17-like protein. The transcript has 3 exons. The record is from RefSeq and is a predicted model, not a curated record. Gene Ontology annotation, cellular component: cytoplasm; membrane. Bases 256 to 795 code for a protein of 179 amino acids. Lineage: Eukaryota; Metazoa; Arthropoda; Insecta; Diptera; Psychodidae.